Molecule: messenger RNA, 288 nt
Organism: Atta colombica
Lineage: Eukaryota; Metazoa; Arthropoda; Insecta; Hymenoptera; Formicidae
Product: tyrosine-protein kinase Srms-like
Exons: 1
Biological process (GO): protein phosphorylation; positive regulation of kinase activity; multicellular organism development
Cellular component (GO): signaling receptor complex
Molecular function (GO): transmembrane receptor protein tyrosine kinase activity; ATP binding
Source: RefSeq, a predicted model, not a curated record
UCAACGCGUUCGGAUGUGUGGUCAUUUGGUGUGACAAUGUACGAAGUUUUUAGUUACGGUAUCGAUCCACAACUGUCAGUCAGAGUGACUGAAAAAGAAAUUUUAAUGACGACUAUAACGGACCUAUCGAACACAUUGGAACGUGGCCAUCGUCUUCCUUGUCCAGAUAAUUGUCCACAGGAAAUUCAUAAAAAAUUGAUGUUAUCAUGUUGGCAAUUGAAUAGUCAUGAAAGACCGAUUUUUGCUACUCUACGCGAAGACAUCGAGCAACUACUUUAUAAUUAUUAG